This is a messenger RNA of Amphibalanus amphitrite, 2309 nucleotides long. Its product is annotated as nuclear receptor subfamily 2 group E member 1-like. The record is from RefSeq and is a predicted model, not a curated record. NCBI's taxonomy places the organism in Eukaryota, Metazoa, Arthropoda, Thecostraca, Balanomorpha, Balanidae. Gene Ontology annotation, biological process: cell differentiation; regulation of transcription by RNA polymerase II; anatomical structure development. The coding region runs from base 677 to 2020 and encodes 447 amino acids. The transcript is spliced from 7 exons. Gene Ontology annotation, molecular function: RNA polymerase II cis-regulatory region sequence-specific DNA binding; nuclear receptor activity; zinc ion binding.
CACGCCCCACUCGGUGGUCCCCCAUGCCCCCACGGUCCCACACGGGGAUGUCCUCCCCCCCCCCCCCUCCCGCACCUGAACACACCGUGCGACGUCCACUGACCGAUGCCGUAUUGACUAGUGAUCGGUCAUGGGUGCUCGUCGCCGUAUUGUCUCGUGCAGACUGCCGCAGUGCCGUCUGUUAGGGUCUGUUCACACCGGUGCCGUCCGUCGCUAAGGUCCGUUCACACCAGACAGGUCUCUGACGAAUGGACGCACACGCGGAGGCAGCUGAGCGGUGAAAACACAGAGCAACGGAGUCGGAAGGGGGAGGGGCAGUGGUCAAUGAAUGGGAACAAGUGGAAGGGAACGAAGGCCGAUGGUCUGACUCUCAUGGAAUGAUUAUAUAUUUAUUACAUCGUGCACUAACCGAUUGUCCAGUCUCGUAGUUUGAAAACCAUGCCUUUUUCGUUAUUCGAAAUAACAGCUAAUGAAGAGCAGUUUCAAGAAUAUGCAUGGGACUGGAACUCGAUGGAUGCGAAUGUGAUUUGGGGAAUCUACCCGAAUUUCUAGCUACCACACUACCCGAAAGUCUAUCACACUUUGAUAGUGUUGCCUCGAUCACUGCGCGACUGAUGCAAUCAUCAAAGUCAAUUGAUAUACCCAUGUCGGACUCGGUACCAUUUUUGAGCCAGCCAUGUGUAUCUGUGCCUUCAGGAACCUGGAGUACAUCUGUAAGGAGAGUGGCCGCUGUGUGGUGGAUGUGGCACGGAGGAACCAGUGUCAGGCCUGCCGAUUCACAAAGUGUCUCCAGGUCAACAUGCGAAGGGAAGCCGUGCAGCAUGAGCGUGCGCCGCGCUCCUGUGUGAAGCGGCAGCCGGCCAUGCUGCCCCCGGACGGCGGCGCGCCGCUGCUCAUCACCUCGCAGAUGUUCCCGCCGUUCGCGCCGUACGCCGGCCCGUUCCCGCACCUGCGGCCGUUCCCGAUCGUUCCGUCGCCGUUCCUCGGCUCGUGCGGAGGCUCGGCGUUCACUCCGGUCCGGCCAGCGGUUCCGUUCUGGAGUCCGUUGGAGCCGGCGCCGGCGGCGGUGACCGUGUCUUCAGCAAUGGCGGCGGCGGCGGCGGCAGCGGGGGCGGGGGCGGCGGCGGGGGCGGCGGCUCCUGCUAUCCUGAGACAGCAGGAGCCGCCGCCGCGGCGGGAGGAGCCGCAGGAGCACCCGGAGUCGGUCAGGAGCCGGGAGGAGCCUCUGACCAGUCGCCGAGAGGAACAGGAGGUGUCCAGCUCCCAGAUCGAUGUCGUCAGAGUGGACUCGCCGCAGCCGGAGAUCGAGGAGCCGCUCCAGUCGAGUACACUGCUGGGAGCUCCUACGGACGGUAAGGCAGCGGAGAGAGGGGUCUGCUCGGAGCCGUCCCCCUCGCUGGUCACCCCCGCCGCCUCUGCCUCGUCUCUGUUCCGGCCCGCGACAGAGACGGUGAUGGAGACAGCCGCCAAACUGUUGUUCCUGGCAGUCCGAUGGGCGCACACCAUCCCGUCCUUCCUGCAGAUGUCGACUAUCGAGCAGCGAGCGCUGCUGGAGGCCAGCUGGAGUGAGCUGUUUGUCAUUAGCGCUGCUCAGUGGCCGCUUAUCAUUGACAACCCCACCGAGCUGGCGACCAGCUGUGGUUCCCCCCACCCCCAGCAGAUGGCUCUGCAGUUGGCGGGUCUGACCGAUCUCAUCCAGAGGUUUGCAGACCUGAAGGUCGAUUACACCGAGUACGCCUGCCUGAGGGCGCUGGUGCUCUUCAAACCAGAGGUGAAGCUAGUGCGCGAUCCGAAGUCCAUUGAGGCGCUCCAAGAUCAGACUCAUAUGAUGCUCUAUGAAUACGUGUUCUCACAGAAAGUAGCCGCAAAGGCCCGUUUCGGCAGACUUCUACUGCUGCUCUCUUCUUUGAAGACCGUCUCCAGCACGUUCCUUCAGGAGGUGUUCUUCAAGAGGGCUCUCGGUGGGAUCCCAAUCAGUCAGCUGCUGGCCGACCUCAACGGAAACUCAGCCGGCAUUUAGCGCUUGUUAUGGGCUAAAACAACGAAAAUGGAUGUUUUGCUUUCGUCAUUUGUACCAGAAAUGGCGACGGGAUGCAUGUUUUAAGCUGCCUCUGUCUGAAAACUCGGCAGCCUUCUGCGCUCAGUUGGAAGGAGAUCAGUUGCAAAUGAGCCAGCAUGGAGCUUCAUUGUAUAGUUACUGGGAAUUGUGGCGCGCGAUAUACGCAGGUGGGUACAGCACCACCUUUUAAUCAAUAUCUGGAUGUUGCAAUAGAUGUUUAUCGGUGUGAAUGUUUUCUUGUGCAACUAGC